Molecule: messenger RNA, 6508 nt
Organism: Schistosoma rodhaini
Lineage: Eukaryota; Metazoa; Platyhelminthes; Trematoda; Strigeidida; Schistosomatidae
Source: the annotation of a GenBank genome assembly
GUCACUUGAUCAAUGGCGGCAACAUUGAAAGUACACAAUUACUCGUGUAAUAAAUUAUCAGUUCAUUUGAUCUUAAUGAUUUUGCAAAAAAAUAUGAAGACUCAUUGUUCAUCAUAUUUUUAACCUCAUCUGAUACUGAAAAAGCUUUAGGCUUGUGAUAACCUUCCAUCAGUAUACAGGAUGAGCUCACAGAGUACUUCGUCGAAACAUGAUGAACUUCGUGAACACAUUUUUGAUUACUCCAAUUACUUUUCUACAGAAGAUGAGAACUCUAACUGGAAGCGUUCAACUAGUGAUGCGAGCUUUUUUCUUGACGGAAAGCUUCCCAUCGACGAGUGUGACACAUCGGGAAAUGUUUCAGAACAAGCACGAGUGUAUUGGAACUUACCAGAAGCCGUGGAAGCCUCUGUAACACCUAGCUGUGGAUUAGACAGAUCACAACGCAGCUAUGAAGUGCGAAAAUUAGAAAAGGUUUCAACUGGAUCUGGUAACUUAAAUGAUAGUGUUUUAAACUAUGUGACGUACAUUCCGAAACCUCUUUGGCUUUUUAGUGUUUUACGACCUACUUAAGUACUGCUUUUUAUUAGUUUUUUCGUUUUCUUCGCAAACGAACAUGAAAUAAUAUUCCGUGUAUACAAAACAAAUUCCAAUACAUCACAACAGACACUUUUUGACUUUGAUAGAAUAAAUUAACUGAAAGAGUUGUAUGAUUGUCUUGGUUUACAAAGUUCAAAGUUCAAAUAAUACUGAUCUUAGCUAGAUCAUUCUUGAAAACUGGAAGCGCUAAACGAACUUUUUGUUUUAGUGUGGGACUUCUCGACAGUGCCCAUCCGUGACUUUGCACGCAGAAGUUGAACCUAGGGCCCCUGAUUACGCAUGUAAUCGCUUCAUGUCUAGACCGCUGAGCCAGUGUCCAACGACGUUAAUGCCCAACUUCAAUUAAUCCACGAUAUGACGCAACCUUCAUCCAUUGAAUUUUAUGGAUAAAUACUUUAUCCUCGACGCGGAUUGAACUCCACUUGUCACGAUUUUUCACUAGAACUUCAGGAGUUAAAUUUUGAAGAUAGUUAUUGGUGAGCACAUGAUAUCAUAAAAUAGAAUCUAUUGAAGAAAUCUAAAUAUCAGAGGGUAAUAGAAAAAAAAAGCUUAAGAUUAAUUGCACUUUGAAUGAUAAUGGUUUUCAGAAUAUUUUGCAACAAGAAUAGCAAGGAACUAGGUCUGGAAUAAUUUAAACAAGUUUUUAUUAUCAAUCUAAACUACAGUUGAAUUCACAAUCAGUGAUUUUCACUCUUUUAGAAUACAAAGUGAUAUCUAGAUAGUAACCGUAAUGUCUAUUAUACUUUAAGGAACUUAAAGUAAUUGAUUAGAAAUUUUGUCUAAUAAUUGAACAAAUAUCAACCUGUAAACUGUUUCUUGUUUAUAUUUGAUAAUGUUUCGUACACCUCGAACCAGACUACCAUUUUACGAAACUGCAAAAGUGUAGUGUUAAAGUGCUAUUUUUUGUUUCAAAUUUAUUUCAUACACAUAGUUCCCCUUAUCGUCUUGAACAGAGCAAGAACAAAGGUUCUAGCAGAAUAGCAUGAAUUCAUUUUAUUUUGUUUGGUUCUCAACAGCUGCUUGCAACCUGUAAUAUGUAAAAAUCAUAAUUACAAAAUAGGUUUAAAUACAUGGAAGAUUUUAAUUAAAGGUUAUUUAGAUGACACACCAAUAUAGUAUAACAAGGGUGUAAGUAAAUACAAUAGACUGAAUAAAAUAUUGUAAAUAUAUACCAUGUGUAAAAGAACAUUCUACAACAUUAUUGUAACAAGGGUUCAGUGGGCUAGAAACAAGUGACUACGUAGUAAGUAAAUGCUGAUAACAAUAGAAUAAGUAAAGCUUGGUUAAUAAAAUAAGAUCACUAAUCUAGAAAACAGUCAACAUAGAAAGACGUAAUGAUGUAAUAACAUGAACGAGUUGGAAAGUUUUUACAAUGCAAUAAAGGAGUAUUUGUCACCAAGACAAAAAAAGAUUAAUAGCCAUCUACUGUUGAACACAUAAAUCAGGUUUUCGGCACCUGAAUAGCAGCGUCUCCAGAAAACUUCAGAAGACUGGAGUUUUGCUGUUUGUUAAUCACCUUAAAAGAUUGCAAGGUAUCGACCUGAUGCUCUCUAUCCAAGAGAUAUCUAGUAAUUGAGCUGUUUAAAGUCGUUCUUUACCUUGUUCUGAGGCUUUUUGCAAUAUGUUCAAAAAAUCUAAGAUAUGGCGUCCUUUCUGUUCAGCCCAUGUAACUUAUAAACUUAGCUAAUUUCAUGUUAAUACACAAAUUAGUUAGUGAAUAGUGCAAGAAGGAUUUUAGAAAUCCAAAUAAAAUAUAAAUAACUGAGCAAGAUGCUAGAAUUGGGUAUCAUAUUAAACCUUUUUGAAAUGUGAUCUGAUUGUAACAUCUUAUCAAUUCUUGCUUAUUAGGAUUCCUUGUAUCAAUAUCCUUAUACUUAUUUUUGCUAACUAGUGACCAACUUUAUUUUUAUUAGUUGAAGCAUUCUGAAUUUCAUUUAUAGUACUGGUAUUUGAGCAUUAAAUGUCUUAAACCACUGAAUGAAAACGAAAUGAAAUAGAAGGAAUCUAUGUUAUUCUGCUUACAUUGUUGUCCUUGCUCUUUUUAAGUUAAUAGAGGAAAGAAUGUGUAUGGAAUAUCUUAUUUGUUAGGGUGUUGGCACUAACGUGUUCAUGUUGUUAGCUGUAGUAAAAUAUUUUAAUCUAAGGAAUUUGAUUGGCUGUUAGUUGUAAUCUUAUACACACAUUUGUGUUUGGUUUAGCAACAUCACGUGUUCAGGUGCAUCGCGUUCAUUUUCAAGAGCAUAACUUAACACCAAUCAUGAGAAAAGAUGGAACAAAUCGUUCACAGUCUACAUCAUUUGCACCAUUUCAAAAUAUAGACAGUGCACGUUUACUGAGACAGUUUCAAGAUCAGCAGCAACAAAAAGACUAUAAUCUUGAUUCAACUAGAUUAUUAUCUGUUCAGCAUCGUUCAAAAUCCGAUACAAAUCAGUCAAUAUCAUCAAGUUCUAAAUUUGUUUUAAGGACUGCUGAUCAUCAAUCUGAUCUAACAAAUAACGACGCAAUUAUUAUGGGUAAUAAGGCUGUUAAAAAAGAAUAUAGUAAAGAAUCAACGACAUCAUCAUUAUCAAGUGUUCUUAAUAAUAGACUUGACACAUUUAUCAAUCAUACUAGUGAUAAUGUUGAUAAUAAAAUUUUUAAUGAUAUUAGUCCUAGAAGUAAUCACAAUUUUCAAGUGAUUGAACAAAAAAUGAAAUCAGAAAUGGAGAAACUAAGACAUAUUUCGUCGUCACCCUUCACUGUCUCAUCAUCAUCAUCAUCAUCAUCUCUGUCGACCAUCGUACAGCCGUUAGACAAUAUUGAUAAUAUUAUAACAACAAUGUCUACAAUACCACAAGACAACAAUUCCGUACUUGUACGAAACGAAAAAGACAUGAAUCGUUUAAAUGAAGAAUAUAAGACCAUAGUUAACUGUGAAUAUUGGUUAAAUAAAGCACGUCAGGCAUGUGAAAAUCAAGCUGAUUUGAACGUUUUAACUGCCGAUCUUAUAAAACCUGAUGGUCUUUUAGAAACAAUUGCAUCAAGACUUAUCAAACCUAUUGAGUCUACUUCGGAAGCGCCUAUUAUUGACUUUACUCGGAAUACCCAUGAGCAAUAUUCUCAUAACGAUGAUCUAAAAACAAGUGAAAUAUUCACAGAAUCUACAGAUAAUGUAGAUGGAAAACCUGUGAAAUUACUUUCCAGUACAUUAUCGGACUUAAAUCUUCCAAAGGUCAAUCAGUAUAAUGAAGCUAACAAGCGAGUUGUUAUUGGUUCAGCACGACUACUGAGUCAGAUUUUGUCAGAAAAUCAUUUGCUUGAAAUACUAGAUAAGAAAUUAGUUUCACAAAAGCAUUCUAAUUUUUCGCAUAAAGAUGACUUUGACAAAGUAGAUAAGUUGAUAAUUCAGAAACAGGAAUGUUCUCCUUAUAACACUUCACCGACCUAUGAUAAUGAUUAUGAAAAAUCAAUUGACACGAAUGGUACCACAAAAUUAUCAUCUCCCACAACCAUAUCAUCAACGCAAAAUUCUCUACUCUACAAUGAUAAGUUACCAUCAUAUGGGCAUAUAACUAGUUUACUCAAGAAUAUUAUCGGAAAAUGUUGGGAAUACCGUGAAGAUGUAGAUAUCUAUCGUGAAUAUUUGGGAAUCUUAGAACCUUUAUUAAAGCAUACAGAAACAAUGUGUGAUACAGUAGUUGAAAAUGGUGGUCUUCGUAGUUUAAUUUAUGCUUGUCGUUCAAGUGAUCUACCAUCUUUACGUCAUGCAGCUGUCUGUCUAAUGAGUUUAGCGCUAUUCGGUGGGAGUGGAAGUCAUAGUGAAAUGAUGCGCCAACAUGCAAUUGAAUGGUUAUUUUGUUUAGCGUUUCAUCAAGAUGAAGUGAUUAGAUAUUUUGCAUGUUUAACUAGUGCUGUACUAUCUACUAAUCCCGAAUUGACCGCUGCAGUAAAUUCUUCUUGUACACUCGACCUAGUGAUGCCUUUUGUACGUUCACAUUCACCAAUAGAAUUCGCUCGUCAACAUUUAGUUGCUGCUUUUCAACACACUUGUAAGAAUAGCACACCCCAUACUUCAGAGUCACAGACAUCUUUUACAAACAAUCAGUCGGACACUACAAAAUAUUGCUGCGAAAAUCGGUAUACAGGGGGGACAGCCGAUUGGUUAAAACGUUUAAUACCAGUUAUGUUCAGUAAACAAUUUGAACCACGUGUUUUGGUUGCUUUUCAUUUUGCGGUUGAAGCUACACUAAAAUCUGAUAUGAAAUGCAGUCAGGUUUUUUACGAAUCGGAUAUCGUAGAAAUAUUGCGUAAUGUUGUCUGUAGUUCAACUUUUCUUGAGUCGAAAUUCGCGGCAAUGGCUCUACAUAUUUUAGGUGAAGACGUCCCUUGUAGAUUGCCAGCCCAAGUACCGUUAUGGGAUUAUGCUGAAGUUGAAUGCUGGUUGACUCGAAGAGGAUUUGAAGAUUUGGCUAGUAAAUUCUCAAAGCUACGUGUUGAUGGCGAUUUAUUACUUAGACUAGAUGAAUUCAAAUUAGAGAAGGAUUUAGGACUUGAAAAUGGAAUCACGAGAUCUAGAUUAUUACGUGAAUUAUGCUCUUUGAAGAUUAAUGCUGAUUAUUCAGCUGUUGAUCCAACUGGAAUUUCCGCUUGGCUACGUGAAGCUACGCGUAUCACUGCUUUAAAUAAUACUAAUACACCAAGAAAUCCAAUGACAUCAGAUUAUGUUGUAAUUAAGGACGAUUUUCAAUGGACAAUGGCUUCUACUAACGCAUCAGAAUAUACCUCGAAAUACUGUUAUACACAUGAUUUAUCCUGUUUAAAUCAAUCAUUUGAUCUUCUUCAAUAUACAUAUAAUUUUAUUUCAGCCGGUGUGCAUUGUCCUUUCUUACCUUACUUAUCAGAUAAAAUGCUUUUAGAAGACUGUCACAUUAAAAAUGGGAUACAUCGUAAAAGAAUUUUAGAAGCAAUACAAUCUUCCAUAUCUAUACACAAUCAAUUACGUCUUACAGAUAAUGAUUCCAAACUAAACGCUUCAAGUAAACCAAACAAGUAUAUUGAUAUAUUUAUUUCUUACCGUCGUUCUACUGGUUCUCAAUUGGCGAGUUUAUUAAAAGUUCAUUUUCAUUUACGUGGCUAUCGAGUAUUUUUAGAUAUUGAUCGUUUAACUGCUGGAAAAUUUCAUGAAUCACUACUUCAUUCUAUUAGAUCAUCAUAUAAUUUUGUCCUUGUUUUAACACCAAGAGCAUUAGAUAGAUGUCUAAAUGAUAUACAUUGUACAGAUUGGAUACAUAAAGAAGUUGUAUGUGCCUUGGAAAGUGGAUGUAAUAUAAUACCAAUUACUGAUAAUUUUACAUGGCCACUAGCUGAGUCUUUGCCAGAAGAUUUGAGGUCAAUAACAACCUACAAUGCAGUUAAUUGGAUUCAUGAUUAUCAAGAGGCAUGUAUUGAUAAAGUGGAAAAAUUCAUGAUUAAACCAAUAACUUCAACCCCUCUACCAUGUAGUCAAAUCAAACCAUUUGAAAAAUAAACUAAUCCUAAUGUUUUUCAUCGUCAUCGUACUUUGCAUUUUUCUAACUUCGUUUCCCUCCCUCUUGUAUUCUUUUUUUGUUGAUUUCUUGUUUAUUUUUUAAAUCUCCAUGUUACUUUUCUGUCAAAGAAUAUAUACCAGUUUAUCUAAUAAUAAUAACUUAAAAGAGUUCAUAUAUAUUUAUAAUUUGACUGAAUUAUACUACUUAUAUGCAUUUAAUUUUUUUUGUUUUUCCUAUUCUUAUGACUAUUACCAUACAGAAUAAUUUAAUCAACCAUUUAUACUGAUCUCAUGAUUAUAUUUUGAAAGAUUCUUAAUAAGAAAGGAGUUUUGCUUUUACAUCUUUGAGUUUGGAAGUAAUUUCAUUGGAUAAAUAGAUGAAUAUAAAGAUUUAUCUGAUAGGAC